Messenger RNA from Botrytis sinoallii, 1732 nucleotides. RefSeq lists its product as uncharacterized. Lineage: Eukaryota; Fungi; Ascomycota; Leotiomycetes; Helotiales; Sclerotiniaceae. The coding region runs from base 1003 to 1254 and encodes 83 amino acids. The transcript has 4 exons. The record is from RefSeq and is a predicted model, not a curated record.
CGAUGAUGUGGAUGUGAAACAACUAAACUGGUGGAAGUGAGGGUCUAGUGCCAUCAGUUUCCCCAGUCUCGAUACCGUUGUCGAAGCGGAGAUAACGGAAUGACCAAAAUAGUGGAUGUGAGGGUCUAGUAACCGACACGUGGCGCACUUAGUCUUUUAACAUUACCAAACAUUGUUUAUAUUUCAAUAUACUUCGGUCCAGCACCAACAAAUUCAGUUACCAAAAGCUGAAUCACGAUCCAGAAGCAGAGGUAAAGUUUAACCUUUGGGGGUCUCACAUCAAUGGUGACUGAUGACAUUUCCAGUGGAGAAACGGAGAGAUGGAAAGCCUUAGUAGCCCCUUAUAAUAAAGGGUGCAACCUGAAUGUGAAGUCUGCAGGAUGGGAGUUUUCAAUAGGCAGGACAUAUGCCAGAAUGAACUCAUAUGACAAGUGAUUGAAAACUGCAUCUCAUUUUUUGAAAGGUUCUCACUUUCUCUGAAACUUCUAUUCUGAAACAGAAUUUCAUAAUUUCAGCCGAAACAAUAGACCUCCACACGAAACCACGCAAGAACUGAUCAAAAGAUGCACCUCGUUGUUAAGGCGACAUCGCGUUGAAUCGUCGGUCAACUGGUAUCAGCUUCUCUCGCUUCUCGCUAGCCACUCCUACCCCAUAAACCCUGUUCCACAUUCCUCAAUGAUAAAGGUAUCCGAUAUUGAACUUUGGAUCAUGGGAUAUGAGUUACAAAUUGUAGUAGUUGAGAACUGGUCUAAGAUUCUCAUUUUACACAACGGAAAGAUGAACAUAUAAAUGAGGGAGGGUAGGUACCCAAAUGCCAUUCCAUCAGAUUCUACACGUCGAAGAGCUACAGAUUUCUUCGUACGCGUCAUCUUGAAGCACAUCCGCCGGGGUAUUACGCUCUCUUUCCUCGACCUCUGAAUUCAAAUUCCUGGCUUUGAAUGCCAUCUUCCGUUCUUAUAUUCGCUCUCUUUAGCCUUUUGUUUUUCACACUAUCCCCUUAGAAUGUGCAUCCGCCACAUCCAGCCCUUCCCUUCGCCUCAUUGUCAAUCCCAAUUCGUCCCCUUGCAACUCAUACACCCACCAAGACACGUCGUUCUGAAGGAAAUAGAUUUUUGUUCAGGAUACGAUAUGUCGAACUAUUUAACAUGCCCAAGAGGAUUAGAGGAAGUUGUUUGGGAGAUCUGGCCAAUGAAGCAGGCUUGUUGCGAUUGUGAAAUAGAAUUGGGAGAAGGCAUGGGGAGAUUGAAUUUGUAAUGAUGGCAUUGGGAGAGUGGUGAUGUGAAACGGGGGGAAGAGCGAGUCUGACUCUAUCAAGCUUAUGCGUCGCCGAUUCAACCGAGCCAUCUAAUUACCCCCUUUCCUCGUUCUCUCUUCAUAUACUCGAGUAAUAGUGCGCGAUGUGUGGGUCAACUUUAUUUUGUUUUUCUAAAUUGCUCACGAUGGAACCACGCAGGAGUUUGGACUAAGAUUGUUUGUACUGCGGCAUGCUUUAACAGGGGUUAUGGGUUUUAUUAUUCUUAAGUUUUUCUACUACUAAAUCAACUCUGCUGGAACGGAAUUGGUUAUCUCGGUCUUUACAUUAUGUAUUUUCUAUGGCUUGGAUGAAUGGAUUUGGAAUUUGGACAGGGAAAUGAGUUGGUAAUACUGGUGCAAUACGAACGGAUCGUUAGGAAUUAAUGGCAGGCAGGCAUGGAGCGCUCAUAGCUAAUUGAUCUUGAAAUUUAUUACUUCU